Molecule: messenger RNA, 2139 nt
Organism: Rhizophagus irregularis DAOM 181602=DAOM 197198
Lineage: Eukaryota; Fungi; Glomeromycota; Glomeromycetes; Glomerales; Glomeraceae
Biological process (GO): phosphatidic acid biosynthetic process; phospholipid catabolic process; intracellular signal transduction
Cellular component (GO): intracellular membrane-bounded organelle
Molecular function (GO): D-type glycerophospholipase activity
Source: RefSeq, a predicted model, not a curated record
AUGGAAUUCCUUGAAGAUGCUGUAAAAGCUAUCUCCAGUCUGAUAACUGGAGAACAAGGAACUAAAGGCGAGUGGGAUAAAGAAAACCGUUACAUGUCAUUUGUUCAAGAAAGAAAAAAUUGUCAUGCAAAAUGGUAUGUCGACGGUAAGGACUAUUUCUAUGCUGUCUCGGAAGCUCUAAUGAGCGCUAAAGAGGAAAUUUUAAUCGAAGACUUGUGGCUUUCGCCUGAAUUGUAUCUUCGUAGACCUCCUGCCAAGAAUGAAGAAUAUCGCCUUGACCGUUUACUUAAAAAGAAAGCAGAAGAAGGAGUGAAGAUUUAUGUCGUUGUUUAUAAAGAAGUUCCCAAAACUAGUACUUAUGACUCUUGGCAUAGUAAAACUACUUUACAGUCAUUGCACAAGAACAUCCUCGUGCAAAGACAUCCUAACCAUCUUAUUAAUGGGACUUUACUUUGGACGCAUCAUGAAAAAAUUAUAGUUGUCGAUAGGCAUACUUCUUUCAUUGGUGGUUUGGAUUUGUGCUUUGGUCGUUAUGAUACUUCGACGCAUCAACUUGCCGAUUUCCAUGAAUAUUCUAAACAUUAUUCUAUCUGGCCUGGUCAAGAUUAUUCAAAUCCUAGAAUCAAGGACUUUUUUGAUGUAAAAUUUUGGGCAAGAACUAUAAUCGAUAAAAAACAAUUUGGGCGUAUGCCAUGGCAUGAUGUAUCCAUCGGUUUUGUUGGCAAACCUACACUUGACAUUGUGCGUCAUUUUGUUCAACGCUGGAAUUUUAUCAAAAAAAAUAAGGCAGAAGAUCGUCCUGAAUAUCCAGUUUUGAUUGCCAAAUCUGAUAAACAAUAUGAUCGUGAACAUCCUCCGCAAGUCAAACAUUAUAGCUAUGGUAACGGACAAACUAUUAGUUGUCAUCCAGAUGAAGGUACAUGCGAUGUUCAAAUUGUCAGAUCUAGUUCCAUUUGGAGUAUUGGUCUUAACGAAGUGGAGCAUUCAAUCCAAAAUGCUUACGUCAAAAUUAUUGAAGAAUCUCAACAUUUCAUAUAUAUAGAAAAUCAAUUCUUCGUUACUGCCACAAAAGAAAGUGACAAUUAUCCAGUAAAGAAUCUUAUUGGAAAGGCAAUUGUAGAUAGAAUUAUUAGAGCCUAUAAGAAUAAUGAACAGUUCAGAAUCAUUGUUUCCAUGCCUUUGCUUCCAGCUUACGAAUCUGAAUUUGAUUCCAGUGAUGUUACCAGUAAUGUCGGUACUAUUCGUACUAUCGUACAUUACCAACUCAAAUCAAUUUGCCGAGGUGGAUAUUCAAUUUUUGAAGUUUUAAAACAAAAUGGUGUUACUAACCCUGAAAAGUACCUUGGGUUUUACGCACUUCGUACUUUUGACAAAAUCAAUCCUAAGUCCGUAGAAAAAGGUUUGGGCGUAUUAAAUGAUGAAAUAGAGUUUGGAAGAAAUCCUGUAGUUGCUGAAACUGCUGAUAAAAAUCCUUCUGGGAACUACAUAACUGAAGAAGUAUACAUUCACAGCAAACUUUUAAUUGCUGAUGACAGAAUUGUUAUAUGUGGUUCCGCUAAUUUAAAUGAAAGAUCACAAAAUGGUGAUUUUGACUCUGAAAUUGCUGCUGUUAUUGAAGACAGGGAAUACAUUGAUUCUAAAAUGGCUGGCAAAGACUGGAAAGCUGGAAAGUUUGCAGCCACUUUACGCCGUCAUAUCUUUAAGGAACAUCUUGGAUUGUUUAAUGAAACUGACCAUGAAAAAGUUAAUACAUUCUGUUAUCCACCACCAAUACCUGUUGAUUAUCAAGAACUCUCUAAAGAAGAUUAUAUUGUUCAAGAUCCAGUUAGCGACGAAUUUUAUUAUAAACAUUGGCACCAAACUGCUACCAUUAAUACAGAAGCUUUUCGUACAGUGUUUCGUUGUGUUCCAGAUGAUAAUCUUACGAGCUGGGAUGAUUUCAAAACGUUUGUUCCAGAUCGAUCAAAGAUUCCAGCUGGUCACGUUCAUAAUCAUAAAUUAACCAACGAAGAAAUUGAAGCAGAAUUAAGUAAAGUAAAGGGUCACUUGGUUCACUAUCCGUUACAAUUUAUGAAUAAAGAAAAAUUGUCAGGAUCAUUUACAUUAGAUUCUAUGGCUCCUACGGAAGUAUACAUUUAA